This is a messenger RNA of Ziziphus jujuba (common jujube), 288 nucleotides long. Its product is annotated as NADH dehydrogenase [ubiquinone] 1 beta subcomplex subunit 3-B-like. Bases 1 to 288 code for a protein of 95 amino acids. NCBI's taxonomy places the organism in Eukaryota, Viridiplantae, Streptophyta, Magnoliopsida, Rosales, Rhamnaceae. Gene Ontology annotation, cellular component: mitochondrion. The transcript has a single exon. The record is from RefSeq and is a predicted model, not a curated record. Gene Ontology annotation, biological process: mitochondrial respiratory chain complex I assembly; electron transport chain.
AUGGCGAAACUGCUUGGGUCAAUCAGAAAGUUCUUCAGGAGGAGGGACAAGUGGAGGAAGCAUCCGAGGUUGAGCAAUCAACUCCGUCGGACCCUUCCCGAUCUUGGCCUCGGAGUCAUCGCCUUCAGCGUCUAUCUGGUCGGCAAGCAAGUCUACAACAAACUCCUUGCUCCUUGCUCCUCUUCUUCUUCUUCUCACCACUCUUCCCAUUCCUCUACUUCUCACUGGCUCACUGAGACAACUAAAACAACAACCUCAUCAGGUGAUGAUGAUCAUUCCGCUCCUUAA